Messenger RNA from Pteronotus mesoamericanus, 2861 nucleotides. Its product is annotated as 5-beta-cholestane-3-alpha,7-alpha-diol 12-alpha-hydroxylase. Gene Ontology annotation, molecular function: heme binding; sterol 12-alpha-hydroxylase activity; iron ion binding. The record is from RefSeq and is a predicted model, not a curated record. NCBI's taxonomy places the organism in Eukaryota, Metazoa, Chordata, Mammalia, Chiroptera, Mormoopidae. The coding region runs from base 328 to 1833 and encodes 501 amino acids. The transcript has a single exon.
UGAAAGUGAGGGCAAGAAUGGUUUUGUAGCGAAAAUGCUGGCGCUGAGUCUGAAAAGGCUGGAGCAAAGCGUGAGGCUAGCAAGGAGGCUGGUACCAUAAACCAGAGGCUUUGUCUGGCCCCGCCUCUUCCUCCCACAGGAUCAGGCUCUAGCAAGUGCUGAUUUCACUCCUACGUGCUGUUUUGCCAGGGCUAUUUAUUAUCUCGCAGGCACAGGACAAGGUCCAGGCGGGCAGACGUUUCCAUUGCCAACUUUUCAAGGCCUCCCAACAGCUCUCUGGCCCCCAGAGAGCAGCGUGUCCAGAUCUUAAUCUGGGAGAGCACAGCCAUGGUGCUCUGGGUUCCGGUGCUGGGAGCCCUGCUGGUGGCCCUUGUGGGGUACCUGUGCCUGCCGGGGCUGCUCCGGCAGCGCAGGCCCCAGGAGCCCCCUCUGGAUAAAGGCUCUGUGCCCUGGCUGGGCCACGCCAUGGCGUUCCGGAGGAAUAUGUUUGAAUUCCUGAAGCACAUGCAGGCCAAGCAUGGGGACGUGUUCACAGUGCAGCUCGGGGGCCAGUACUUCACCUUUCUCAUGGACCCCCUCUCCUUUGGCCCCAUCCUCAAGGAUGUGAAGAGGAAACUAGACUUUGUGGAGUAUGCAGAAAAACUGGUGCUAAAAGUAUUUGGGUACCAGUCCGGGCCGGGAGACCACCGGAUGAUACACUCAGCCAGCACCAAGCACCUCAUGGGUGACGGUUUGGAGGAUCUCAACAAAACCAUGCGGGACUGCCUGUCCUUGGUCACACUGGGGCCCAUGGGCCAGCGCCCGGAUGCAAGGAGCUGGCAAGAGGAUGGCCUCUUUCACUUCUGCUACAGCGCCUUGUUCAAGGCUGGCUAUCUGAGCUUGUUUGGCUGCACGAAGGACACGGAGCAGGACCUGCUACAGGCAGAGGAGUUAUUUGUGCAGUUCCGCAAGUUUGACCGCCUGUUCCCCAGGUUUGUUUAUUCCUUGCUGUGGCCCCGGGAGUGGCUGGAAGUGGGCCGGCUCCAGCGCCUCUUUCACAAGACCCUCUCUGUGAAAGACAACCUGGAGAAGGACGGGAUAAGCAACUGGGUAGCCUACAUGCUUCAGUUUCUGAGGGAGCAGGGAGUCGCCCCGGCCAUGCAGGACAAGUUCAACUUCAUGAUGCUCUGGGCCUCGCAGGGGAACACGGGGCCUACCUCUUUCUGGGCCCUCUUGUUCCUCCUGAAGCACCCAGAAGCCAUGCAGGCAUUGAGAGCAGAGGCUGCCCAGGUCCUGGGGGAGGCCAGGCUGGAACCCGGGCAGUCUUUUGACUUGGAGGUUGAUGCCCUGCACCGCACCCCAGUGCUGGACAGCGUGAUGGAGGAGACACUGCGGCUGCGGGCAGCGCCCACCCUCCUCCGGGUGGUGAACGGCGACCAUACCCUACAGAUGGCCAGCGGGGAGAAGUACCAGCUCCGCAGCAGAGACAUCGUGGCCCUCUUCCCUUACCUCUCAGUGCACAUGGACCCUGACAUCCACCCCGAGCCCACCACCUUCAAGUACAACCGCUUCCUCAACCCCGAUGGCAGCCGAAAAGUGGACUUCUACAAGGCAGGCAAGAAGAUCCACCACUACACCAUGCCGUGGGGCUCGGGGGUCUCCAUGUGCCCCGGGAGGUUCUUGGCCCUGAGUGAGAUGAAGCUCUUCGUCCUGCUCAUGAUCACAUACUUCGACCUGGAGCUGGUGGACCCUGACACGCCUGUGCCGCCCGUGGACCCCCAGCGCUGGGGCUUUGGCACCACACAGCCCACCUACGACGUGGUCUUCCGAUACCGCCUGCGGUCUCCUGAGUGAGUGCGGCCAAGGGGGCCGCAAGACUGGCCAGAGGGGCACCCUGGGGGCCUCCCCCUGCUCUUGGCCCUCUGAAGCCCCAGACCCCUCCCAACUCCUGCUCCUGGUGGCUCCAUGGCACCCUUUCUCUACCUCUGUCCUGGCGGUCCUCCUUGCUCUCUGGCCUAGUUCUGGGCACCUCGCAGGCUCAUUCAUCAUUCUCUCUUUAAAACCCCGUCUCUGACUGUGCGUUCGGCAGAAUCCUCCUUUCCCAGGAAACCCCAGGGUGGGGACCGAGCAUCGGGGCAGCUCAGUUUGGGAGAUAACGUGCCUCGGCCGCACCUGCAACGCAGAAGCCGGUCAUCGCCAACAGCGCGGCAUCUCCCGACUGUGAGUCCCCACUGCCCCCCGACUUUAUAUUUUUCUCAAUCCUAUUCCACGUCUUCUGGAAGUUACAUUCUAAACACAGUGGUGCUCAGUAGCAAUAUAAGGCAAGCCACAUGGGUAAUUUUUAAUGAAUUUCUUAGUUGACAUGUUUUAAGGCAAAAGAAACAAGUAAAAUUCAUUUUUUAUAAUAUAGUUUAUUUACCCCCACAUAGCCAAAAUAUUAGCAUUUCAGCGGGUAAUCAAUAUACAAAAUAUUUUACAUUUCUUUUUCAGUGUUGCCUGCAAAAUCUGGUAUAUGCUUUUUUAAAAAUUUGAAUUUUCAGGAUGACAUUAGUUCAAAAAAUUAUAUAGGUUUCAGGUGUACAAUUCUAUAAUGCAUCCUCUGAAUCUUAUAUUGUGUGUUCAAAAAUCUGGCGUUGACUUUUGACCCCCGCAGCGUGUCUGGAUUCAAGCCAGCCACAUGCCCAGUGCUCAACAGCCCCGUGGGGCCAGGGGCAGCGCCACCCUAGGGGGCAGCAGGUCUAGAGAUACGCUGCUGUUCCUGGAGGAGCCAUUCAGGCGCGUCUCUCUGCCCCUCUCGGCCAGAGACCGCUUUCCAAAAGCACCUCUAAUGGGCACUACUUUAUUUUCUGGCUUCCCAUUCCCUUCAUUUAAGAUUUGCCUGA